This is a messenger RNA of Brienomyrus brachyistius, 1088 nucleotides long. It is a transcript of the gene rpe, whose product is annotated as ribulose-5-phosphate-3-epimerase. Gene Ontology annotation, biological process: carbohydrate metabolic process; pentose-phosphate shunt, non-oxidative branch; pentose-phosphate shunt. The transcript has 7 exons. Gene Ontology annotation, cellular component: cytosol. NCBI's taxonomy places the organism in Eukaryota, Metazoa, Chordata, Actinopteri, Osteoglossiformes, Mormyridae. The coding region runs from base 195 to 881 and encodes 228 amino acids. Gene Ontology annotation, molecular function: D-ribulose-phosphate 3-epimerase activity; metal ion binding. The record is from RefSeq and is a predicted model, not a curated record.
UGUAGCUUGAGGUAAUAAAUCUCAAACAAUAAAUAAAUACAAAAGAAUGCUUCGCUGGGGAGGAUAGUGUAUUGGACCAGGGAACAUGAGAGGCACACGGAGGCGGAGUUUUCCGUGCCGAUACGAAGACCGUGUAGGACACCGCGCAAGUCAACGCAGCGACUGCAUUCCCACAGCGAACGGGAACGUACAGCAUGGCUUAUGUAGCUAAAAUAGGUCCAUCCAUUUUAAACAGCGACCUGGCCUGCCUCGGCCAUGAGUGUGCAAGGAUGUUGGACUGUGGUGCCGACUACCUUCAUCUGGACGUAAUGGACGGCCUCUUUGUGCCAAACAUCACGUUUGGUCACCCAGUCGUGGAGUGCUUGAGAAAGAACUUGGGAGCAGAUCCUUUCUUUGACAUGCACAUGAUGGUGUCCAGGCCAGAGCAGUGGGUCCAGCCUAUGGCUGUUGCUGGAGCCAAUCAGUACACCUUCCACCUAGAGGCCACCACCAACCCUGGAAACCUCAUCAAGCAGAUCCGGGAAAGCGGCAUGAAGGUAGGCUUGGCCAUUAAACCGGGGACCUUGGUAGAAGAGCUGGCUCCUUGGGCAGGACAGAUAGACAUGGCUUUGGUCAUGACAGUUGAGCCUGGCUUUGGGGGUCAGAAGUUCAUGGAAGACAUGAUGCCAAAGGUAAGCUGGCUACGCAGCCAGUUUCCCUCUUUGGAUAUUGAAGUAGAUGGAGGUGUGGGCCCAGACACCAUCCACAAGUGUGCAGAGGCUGGGGCGAACAUGAUCGUGUCCGGCAGUGCCGUCAUGAAGAGUGAGGAUCCUCGCUCGGUCAUCGCCCUGCUCCGGAAUGUCUGUGCGGAGGCCAUCCAGAAGCGCUGCCUGGAUCGGUGAUCGGGGGUCUUCCCUCACAUGGACUCUCACCUCUUUGGCCUCUCUGAUCCUUAUGAAGGUGACCUUCUGGGAGCAUGACUGCUGAUAGAUUUUUUUUUUGUCCCGUGUUGGUUUGGUUGGUGCUUGAAACAUUCCUUUGGACCUGUUUAAUAUAGAUUUUUGGGAACAACAAAGUGUGACACAAUGUAAUUAAAAACAUUAAAUAAG